AUGGGCACGAGCCAGCUUGGGAAAGGCAGGGGCACGGAACAGCAGCCGCACAUCGUUGAGGUGGUCACGAAUCCGACAAUGAAGAGGAAGGACGAGGUCGUCAGGCUCGAGUCGUGCGCCACAUCUCCAGACGGCAAGGCUGCUGGCACGGGUCAGGCCUUCGUGCAGCGGGAGCGGCGGGCGUCGGACGGCAGCGUGCGGCUCGUCGCCGAAGGAACCGCUGGCCUGUGCCUGGGCGCCAACGCAGCCGGUAAGCAGACGCAGUUGGCUCUCGAGCCGUGCGUUGGCGACGACGGCUCCGACGACGACGUCAGGUGGGUGCUGACAAAGUACGGGGGCAGAUGGGAGCUGAAAAACGUCGGCCUGGACUUGUGCGUCGACUCUGGCUCGGGCAGGGUACCAAUCAUGUAUCCCUGCUAUCCGGCCGGGACCAACGCCAAGCAGUUGUUCGUGGUACACGGCAACGGCUGGAUAGAGGUCCCCCGCACCUGGAACGAUAACGGCCGCAACCGCUGGCCGGCGAAGUGUUUCGACGCUUUGCCCACGGAGGCCGUGGAAGUGACGUCGGAGCAUUGCCGCAAGGCGGAGGAGGGUGAUGUUUACUGGGAGCUCGCGUACGAGGAGGUGCCGUUCGAGACGAAGCUCUGGCACGAGCGGAAGGGCGGGUUUUGA
Prorocentrum cordatum is the source of this 672-nucleotide messenger RNA. NCBI's taxonomy places the organism in Eukaryota, Dinophyceae, Prorocentrales, Prorocentraceae. The record is from the annotation of a GenBank genome assembly.